AUGCGCGUAAUCCACAGACGGGGCAGGACUUCGUCAUAUGAUUUGUGUUUGCGGAACAAGCAAUCUAUGAAACGUUGGACGAAGUGGCCCAAGUGGUUAGAGCGCGAAUUUACUGACCGGAAGGUCCGUGGUUCGAACCCGACCUCUGCCUCUCAACUUCCCCUGUCUAGGCUUGGGCAGCCUGGCAGAAUCCCAGCCUUCGUACUUCCUUCGGGUAGCAUGGCAGUUAGGCGCCGUAAAGGUGCUACAUCUGAACGAUUAGACAGCUUUAGUGCAGUAUAUUCACUUAGAGAACAUCAUAAACGAGAGAUUCAGUCCAGAUUCACAGACAUCUUGCUCCAUCAAGGUGCUUGGGGCUUAUCGCACACUCGUGCUCCAACCGAAUCAAGACCGGGUCAUGUUGCUCUCUUCGCCGGGUUUUACGAGGACCCAUCAGCACUCGCCACAGGUUGGAAAACAAAUCCGGUGGAAUUCGACACCGUGUUCAAUCAUUCCGGCAAAGCUUGGGCGUGGGGAGUUUCCUCGGUUCUAAACGCGGUGAACUUGGGCAAUUUACCUCAGGUGAACGCAAACGCACCUCCCAGAGGAAUUUCCUCAAUGAGUGCUGACGAAUGGUCUGUUGGUCGUUUCCUGGUAGGCUUGGAUAACAUGGCAUUAUCUCAGCCCUCGUACUUCCUUCGGCUGACAUUGCAGCUAGGCACCGAAAUGGUGAUACAGCUGGAUAAUGCCACCCUUGACAACAUGGAAAAUGGUUUCUUCGCUAAAUCCCAAGUCACCGAGGAAGAUUCGUCUGUCUCACAAAGCGCUCGUUUGGCAUUCAUUCAUUUGGAUGCUUCUGACGCAAUAGGACACGCCGCCAACCGUGAAUCCCCAAUCUCCAGAUCUCCACAGUACCGCUCCUUGCUGCGUCAGUUUGAUGGCUUUCUGUCCAAAAUAAUUCGCACAUUGAAGCGGGUCUCUGAAGGACUGAAUGUGCGAGUGGCUUUCGUGCUCACUGCCGACCAUGGGAUGACUGACUCAGAUGGUCAUGGAGGUGAUUCUCUGCAAGAAACAAUCACACCGCUUUUGGUUUGGGGCGCCGGACUAGUGGGUCCAAAACUAUCUGAAAGUUCUUCCGAAAAGCACCUACUUACGCAGACUGAUUCAUACGGUUUUCCGGUGCAGAUUGAAGGACGUCGAAUGAGCGAAAUUCAACAAGUUGAUUUAUGCCCAUUAAUGGCCGCUUUGCUGGGAAUACCAAUACCCCAAAAUUCGAGGGGUCGCCUUCCAUUGGCUCUGGUGAAUUCCAGCGAUCCGGUCAAAUUCCAAAUGAUUCGCGCAAAUUGUCUGCAGUUGAUCGCACAAUUACAUCGACCCAAGUGGAUAGAGCGCGAAUUUACUGACCGGAAGGUCCGUGGUUCGAACCUGACCUCUGACUUUCGACUUCCCCUGUCUAGGUUUGGGCAACCGUGCAGUAUCCCAAACCUCAUGCAGCCUUCGGGUGGCAUGGCAGCUAGGCACCGAAAGGGUGUUACGGCUGAACGGUGGUACGAGCGGCUGGCCAGUAGUGUGCUUAACACGCGCCGCUCAUCCUUCAAUCAAAUUAACCUAGUGAUGAUCAUCGACAGCAUGACAUCAAUUGAGCAAUACUCACAACUGGAAGAACUUGUCAUUGCCGCUCUUGACUAUUAUGAUACCUACGAUCGAAAAUUCUUCCGGUUUUUCUAUACAGAGAAUUCUACAUCUGUUUGGCAAUAUUUUUAUGGAUCUUGUCCACACCAGACAAUUUGUGCUGACUGCCAAUUUUCUCCACACUCAUGUGCUUUCAUAUGGGCGAGAUGGCUCAAAUGGUUAGAGCCCGAAUCUGCUGACCGGAAGGUCCGUGGUUCGAAUCCGACCUCCGCCACUCGACUUCCCCUGUUUAGACUUGGGCAACCUGGCAGUAUCUCAGCCCUCGUGCUUCCUUCGGGUAGCAUGGCAGCUAGGCACCGGAAAGGUGUUACAGCUGAACGCUUUCAUGCUUUCAUUUUAAGCCAUAUAGAAAAGAUAACCGCGUACAUGCAUAUCUGUGGACAAUACUUUUGCGUUGAGAAAUUAGUCCAUGCGCUGAGUCGAUCACUUUAUCCGGUUCUUGCCUGUUUGUACGGAAUUGCUGUUAUCCUUGGGAUCAGUUGUGAUUCGCAUGCAGAAAAAUUCGGUCUUAUACGACUGGUUCUCUCGUUCCCGCACAGGUCGAGUUAG
Molecule: messenger RNA, 2220 nt
Organism: Opisthorchis viverrini
Lineage: Eukaryota; Metazoa; Platyhelminthes; Trematoda; Opisthorchiida; Opisthorchiidae
Exons: 12
Coding region: 1-2220 (739 amino acids)
Biological process (GO): GPI anchor biosynthetic process
Cellular component (GO): endoplasmic reticulum membrane
Molecular function (GO): mannose-ethanolamine phosphotransferase activity
Source: RefSeq, a predicted model, not a curated record